Fomitiporia mediterranea MF3/22 is the source of this 925-nucleotide messenger RNA. RefSeq lists its product as uncharacterized. NCBI's taxonomy places the organism in Eukaryota, Fungi, Basidiomycota, Agaricomycetes, Hymenochaetales, Hymenochaetaceae. The transcript has 6 exons. The record is from RefSeq and is a predicted model, not a curated record. Bases 20 to 925 code for a protein of 301 amino acids. Gene Ontology annotation, molecular function: protein binding.
CGUCUGUACGCUGACUAGAAUGGACCAAGAUACAAAGCCUAGCGAUGAUUCCGUUACCGCUCCGGACUCCCAAACUAACAAUCCAACCGAUCUGGUAUCAACCUCUGAUGCGCUAGCUCAGCCUACUUCUCAGCCAGAUUCAGCCACCGCGGAACUCGAGAACAACAAUUCAGAGACAAGAAAAGAUACUACACCUUCACUGGAAGAAGGUGGUGACGUGAAGCCAGUUGACUUGUCUACUUUGGGCGAAUUCGUUUACUACCGACCCUCGCAACCUCGCGUGGCGAAAUUUGAAGACCUACCACCAGAUUUUCUCGAGCCGACAGCGGACGAUCUCAAGUCCGCACAAGCUUUACUCGCCUCCCGCUCCAGGUCAUAUCAAGAUGCUCCUCUGCUCACCGAAAAUCUACGAAAUAGACGAGACGAAGAACUUCUACAAAAAAGGCCUACGGCAACUAUCCGGAUACGGUUUGCGGAUCGAUCGAUGCUUGAGAAGACGUUCCCUUCCACAUCACAAAUAAAGCCCGUUUAUGCGUUUGUGAGAGGGUGCUUACGUGGGGACGCCAAAGCAUAUAAGUUCGUCCUGUUUGAACCUCCUCGAAGGGACCUUAAGGUCUCGGAUCCGAAGGUGAAGGAGAAGACUUUAUUAGAAUUAAAUUUGGCACCUCGGAGUAUGUUGCACUUUCGCUUUCUCGAGGAUGAUAUAAAACUCGAUCAAUCAAACGGACCACCCCCAUUACUACCCGAAAUCCUUACUCGAGCCACCGAUCUACCAGGGGCAGUAUCUGAAGACACUCGAGCUUCGACCGCCGGUUCCUCAGAAACCUCGACCCCCAGCAAUGCUAAGCUGACUGAGCCUAUGAGUAAAGACAAGAAAAUCGCCAGGCUGUUAAAGUUUGCUAGUACGUUCGAUCAUUUCCAUUGA